UUUAAACAUAUAUGAAGCCGAACCAAACGUUACAUCCUCGUCUCCUGCUUUCACUGCACGAUGGUCGAAGGGGCAACGCGUGUUGUCGACUCCUUUGCUCUUUCUUGGGUGGUUUAACUUGGAAUGUUCCUGGCUUGAAGCUGGAGCAGUCGGGAGUCCGUUCCAUUCGCCCAUUUAUACAUACAAAUGGCGUGCUUGUGGCCUGCGACAUCGGGGGUUGAGGUGCCUUCCUUGGGAUCAUGUCUUCCCUUUCCUUGUUCCAGAGAAUCGUCGUCAGAUGUGGCCUGACGAGCUGCCGUUCCAUGAAGAAACAGCCUGUUAAGAUAAUGGUCACCGGUGCUGCAGGACAAAUAGGCUAUGCUCUUGUGCCGAUGAUUGCUCGAGGUGUAAUGCUGGGCUCUGAUCAACCAGUGAUCCUGCACUUGCUUGAUAUUCCACCUGCUGCAGAGGCCUUGAACGGUGUUAAAAUGGAGUUAAUUGAUGCUGCGUUUCCUCUUCUCAAAGGCGUUGUUGCUACAACUAAUGUGGAGGAAGCUUGCGGUGGUGUCAACAUAGCUAUCAUGGUUGGUGGGUUUCGUAGGAAGGAGGGAACGGAGAGGAAAGACGUUAUGUCAAAGAAUGUCUCCAUCUACAAAGCUCAAGCGUCAGCUCUGGAACAGUAUGCAGCUGCAAAUUGCAAGGUUCUUGUUGUUGCCAACCCAGCUAACACCAAUGCUCUGAUCCUAAAAGAAUUCGCUCCGUCCAUUCCAGCAAAGAACAUCACAUGCCUCACAAGGCUUGAUCAUAACCGAGCUCUUGGUGGGAUCGCACAGAGAUUGAACAUCCAUGUCAGUGAUGUGAAGAACGUCAUCAUCUGGGGAAACCAUUCUUCUACUCAAUAUCCUGAUGCCAGUCAUGCUACUGUCAUCACCCAGGCUGGCGAAAAAUCUGUCAAAGAACUUAUUGCUGAUGAUAAAUGGUUGCACGAUGAGUUCAUCAGCUUUGUGCAGCAGCGGGGCGCAGCCAUCAUCAAAGCCCGUAAGCUGUCGAGUGCAUUAUCUGCUGCCAGUGCAGCUUGUGAUCACAUCCAUGACUGGGUUCUUGGCACUCCCAAGGGCACCUGGACGUCGAUGGGUGUCUACUCCGAUGGAUCGUAUGGUGUUCCUCCCGGCCUCAUCUACUCCUUCCCUGUCACCUGCAACAAAGGAGAAUGGUCGAUCGUGCAGGGCCUGCGCAUCGAUGAGCCUUCACGAGCUGGAAUGGAUGCGACAGCGAAGGAGCUCAUUGAAGAGAAGACUUUGGCUUAUUCUUUCCUUGACUGAUCUCGUACGUUUGACUACUGACACUGCUGCAAGAACUCAAUUCCAAAGUAUGACCUCAAUGUUAUCGAAUACAUUUUCUCAA
Messenger RNA from Musa acuminata subsp. malaccensis (wild Malaysian banana), 1383 nucleotides. Its product is annotated as malate dehydrogenase, cytoplasmic. The record is from RefSeq and is a predicted model, not a curated record. Gene Ontology annotation, biological process: oxaloacetate metabolic process; tricarboxylic acid cycle; malate metabolic process. Lineage: Eukaryota; Viridiplantae; Streptophyta; Magnoliopsida; Zingiberales; Musaceae. Gene Ontology annotation, molecular function: L-malate dehydrogenase (NAD+) activity.